Molecule: messenger RNA, 1779 nt
Organism: Benincasa hispida (wax gourd)
Lineage: Eukaryota; Viridiplantae; Streptophyta; Magnoliopsida; Cucurbitales; Cucurbitaceae
Product: putative pectinesterase/pectinesterase inhibitor 60
Biological process (GO): cell wall modification
Molecular function (GO): pectinesterase activity; enzyme inhibitor activity
Source: RefSeq, a predicted model, not a curated record
UUCAUCCUUCAAAUCCAAAAUCCACCAUUUUCUUCAUGGCUUCACAUAACAAAAUCUUAUUCUUUUCCAUAACCCUUUUCUCAAUUCUUUCAAAUGUCUCUAGUAAUUCCAUUAACAAAUGGUGCAAAACCACGCCGCAUCCCAAAAUUUGCAUUUACUUCAUGUCCCCAAUCAAACCACCACCCCAAAACCGACCGGAGUUUCGAAAAAUGGCUAUUCGAACCGCUUUGCAAAAGGCCACCGAGGCUCAAACUUACGCAACGCGGUUCGGUCCGAGCUGUAAAACCACACGCCAGAGAGCCGCGUGGACUGACUGUUUGAAGCUCUACAACGACGUUGUUUUUCAAUUAAACCGCACCCUCCAAUGCGUCAUUAGCGACGGAACGAUCCGCCAUCGCCGUUGUACGGAUUUCGAUGCGCAAACGUGGCUGAGCUCUGCUCUUACUGACAUCGAUUUAUGCGUCUCUGGUGCGGCGGAUCUCAAUGUGACGGAUUUUAUAGCUCCAAUCAAAUGCCAGAAUGUUUCGAAGAUGAUUAGUAAUUGUUUGGCUGUUAAUGGGAGGUUUUUGGAGGAAGAGGCUAAAAAGAGUGAAACUAAAAUCGGUGUUGAAGAUGAUCGAGAUGGGCCGUUUCCGAUGUGGGUUUCGGAUGGUGAUCGGAAAUUGUUGCAGUCGUCGGCGAGGGUGAGGGCUAACUUGGUGGUGGCGAAAGAUGGGAGUGGGAAAUUUCGGACGGUUCAGGCGGCGAUCGAUGCGGCGGCGAGGAGGCGUGGGAGGGGGCGAUUUGUAAUUUAUGUAAAACGAGGGGUUUAUAGAGAAAAUAUUGAAGUUGGGAAUGAUAAUGGAAAUUUAAUGUUGGUGGGAGAUGGGAUGAGAUUUACUGUGAUUACAAGUGGAAGAAGUGUCGCCGCCGGCUUUACCACCUUCAGUUCUGCAACCGCUGGCAUCCAAGGUCCAGGUUUCAUGGCUCGAGGCAUAAGGUUCGUGAACACAGCCGGUCCACGAAUGGGCCAAGCUGUAGCACUACGAUCGUCAUCGGACCUGUCCGUGUUCCAUCGAUGCAGCUUCGAGGGCUACCAAGACACACUAAUGGUGCUUUCACAAAGACAAUUCUACAAGCAAUGUUAUGUUUACGGUACAAUCGACUUCAUUUUUGGGAACGCCGCAGUUGUUUUACAAAAUUGCUUGAUUUACGUAAGAAGACCCUUAAAAGGCCAAGUAAAUGUCAUAACUGCCCAAGGCCGUGAGGACCCAUUUCAGAACAGCGGAAUCUCAAUCCACAACUCUCAAAUACGAGCCGCCGCUGAUUUGCGGCCCAUGGUUGGCUCAGUCAAGACGUACUUGGGCCGGCCUUGGAAGAAGUAUUCGCGGACCGUGAUCAUGAGAAGUUACAUUGAUAGCUUGGUUAGCCCUGCGGGGUGGUUGGCGUGGCAAAGUAGUAAAUUUGCUCAAGCUACGUUGUAUUAUGGGGAGUAUCGUAAUAUUGGGCCUAGGGCUUUCACACGGUAUAGAGUUAGAUGGCCUGGUUUUCAUGUCAUUAAAAGCCCAAAUGUGGCCUCUAAGUUUACUGUUCAGAGACUUAUUGCUGGCCAGACUUGGCUUCCGGCAACCGGAGUUCCCUUCAAGCUUGGCGUCUGAUUUCCAUUUCUUACAUUUUUAUGAUGACCACUCUCCACGGCAGAAUUUUCUAUCACCAUCUCAUUAUUAUUUAUUUAAUAAAAUAUUUGGUUGUAUUGGGAAGUGAAUUGAAAAAUGGAACCUACCAUGCAAAAAUUUUUAU